This is a messenger RNA of Batrachochytrium dendrobatidis JAM81, 655 nucleotides long. RefSeq lists its product as uncharacterized. The transcript is spliced from 6 exons. Lineage: Eukaryota; Fungi; Chytridiomycota; Chytridiomycetes; Rhizophydiales. Gene Ontology annotation, molecular function: calcium ion binding. The record is from RefSeq and is a predicted model, not a curated record. Gene Ontology annotation, cellular component: cytoplasm. The coding region runs from base 27 to 533 and encodes 168 amino acids.
CAUUCUUACGCUGGACUAAUCCCAUAAUGCUUCUGUACCGUGAUGUUAUUUCUGGCGACGAGAUGGUCUCUGAUGCUUUUGAUAUGAAAGAAGUGGACGACAUUGCCUAUGAAAUCGAUGCCAAGAUGCUUACUAUCAAGGAGGGUGCUGAUAUUGAUAUUGGUGCCAAUGCAUCUGCUGAAGAGGCCACCGAAGAACUCGAAGAUGGUGCUAUCCAGGUCAACAAUGUUGUUUACUCGUUCAACUUGCAGAGCACCAGUUUUGACAAAAAGAGCUACAUGACCUACAUCAAGGGAUACAUGAAGGCUGUUAAGAAGUACCUCGAGGCAAAUAACCCUGAGCGUGCUGCUAUUUUUGAAAAAAAGGUUCCUGCCUUUGUCAAAAAGAUUCUUGAAAACUUCAAGGACUAUGAGUUCUACGUUGGCGAGUCUAUGAAUCCUGAAGGAUGUGUUGCUCUCCUCAACUACCGCGAAGAUGGUGUUACUCCUUACUUUACUCUGUUCAAGGAUGGCCUCAAGACUGAGAAGCUGUAAGCUUUUACGAUCCACACAACCGAUGCCGCAUGAAGCAGACGGGAGCUUAUUGACAUACAAUUCAUUAACAUCAAGUGAUCAAUUAGUUUUAUCGUUUUUAAACAAAGUUUCGUUUCAUCUCG